UAAUAAAUGGGGAACUGAGUUAGGACUUGUACUGAGGAAAUUAAAGCGGAAGGACUUAAGAGUAUUGAUCACCAAGUUGAUUAUGUACAUUCUCUUCCUAAUAAAAAGAAGGAAGAAGAUAGAGACAAAUUUUAUCAGGAAAAUAUUCUGAAAAUCAUCAACAUCCAGGCAAUUCGGAGAGGAAAUAGGGGAAGAAAAGAAUACGAGAAAUUGUUAUUUGUUAUGAGGAAAGAAUCAAGGUAUUUUAGACUAGAAGAAUCUCAAGAAACUAUCCAAAAAGGAAAAGUUUAUAACUUUGACCAGCCCAGAGCUACAAAGAAGUACACCUACAAGUCAGGAGCUGUGUACGAAGGAGAGUGGAAGGGAGGUUUCAGAGAUGGUAUUGGAACUCAGAAAUGGCCAGAUGGAGCAAUUUACGAAGGAUCUUGGAGGUUUAAUAAAGCUGAAGGUAAAGGCAAAUUCACUCAUGUUGAUGGAGACAUUUAUGAAGGCGACUGGGUAGACAAUAAAGCUAAUGGGUUUGGAGUAUAUAACCACAAUAAUGGAGCUACUUAUCAUGGUUAUUGGAAAAAUGAUCUUCAAGAUGGUCAAGGAAGUGAAAGAUGGACAGACAAUUCAGAAUAUGAAGGGGAAUACCAAAAAGGCAAAAAACAUGGCUAUGGAGUGUACAAAUGGAAUGAUGGAAGUAUCUUUGAAGGCCAGUGGUUUAUGAAUAAAAUUUGAGGUGUUGGAAUUUACUCAUGGCUAGACGGUAGAAAAUAUAGAGGAGAAUGGAUAGAUAAUAAUAUGGGUGGAUUUGGAUUCUAUCUUUGGAAAGAUGGCAGGAAAUUUUAUGGGCAGUACAAAAAUGAUAAAAAGCAUGGCUAUGGGAUUUACAAAUGGGCAGACGGGAGAACAUAUCAAGGAUCUUGGGCUUUCGGUAAGCAGCAUGGCCUUGGUCGCUACACAAUGCCAGGUGCAGGCGUUGAUAAGUAUGGAAUAUGGGAAAAUGGCAGAAGAAUUGAAUGGCUUGACUCAGAAGUUGUUCAAAAUAUCAAAGAUGGCGACACUUCCUGGACGAAAUAUUUUAGAAAUAAUGACUCAGCUAAACAUAUUGAUAUACAAGCUGGUUUUACAAAGCCAAAAUGGUUUGAUACCAAGCUUUUGGAAGUAUCUCAGAAGAUAGGAAAGCUUGGCAGUUUCUAA
Moneuplotes crassus is the source of this 1185-nucleotide messenger RNA. Lineage: Eukaryota; Ciliophora; Spirotrichea; Euplotida; Euplotidae. The record is from the annotation of a GenBank genome assembly.